AUCGCACUGAAAAUGCCACUUCACCGAUGACAGUUGGGGGUUCUUUUGUGGGGUUUGGAUGAAACGACACCGCAUUGCGGAGGGAAUGGCGACUUCGUCGUAUAUCAGAGGAAAAGAAUAACGUUAGUGUCGUCAGGAGGUUCCAGUUAGCCGUUUUACCUUUUAAUUUGCUCUCUCUCUAAAGCAUGUAGAUGCCACCACCACUUUCUCUCUCUCAUAUUCGUUUUCCUUUUCACAGUAUUUUUAGAGAGAGAAAGAACAAAUACCCUUGUAGCCUGGAUCAUCAUUAGAGAGGAACGGAGAGAGAUUUGAAAACACAAAUUUGAAGUUUUUGAAUUCUUAAUACAGAAACCAAUACAGGGAAGAAAUAAUGGGGUCUUCUUCCGGGCAAAGCAGUAGCUACGAUCUCUCCUUCAAGAUCUUGUUGAUUGGGGAUUCUGGUGUGGGCAAAAGUAGUCUUCUAGUCAGCUUCAUUUCCAGCUCUGUUGAAGAUCUCGCACCCACCAUUGGUGUGGAUUUCAAAAUUAAGUUGCUGACAGUCGGUGGGAAGAAACUGAAGUUGACAAUAUGGGAUACAGCCGGACAGGAGCGGUUCAGAACAUUGACAAGCUCUUAUUACAGAGGUGCCCAAGGAAUCAUUCUUGUUUAUGACGUGACGCGAAGAGAAACCUUUACAAACUUGUCGGAUGUGUGGGCUAAAGAAGUUGACCUCUACUCUACCAAUCAGGACUGUGUCAAGAUGCUUGUUGGAAAUAAAGUUGAUAAAGACUCUGAGAAGGCUGUAAGUAGAGAAGAGGGAAUGGCUUUGGCAAAAGAGCUUGGAUGUUUAUUUCUUGAAUGCAGUGCAAAAACUAGAGAAAAUGUGGAGCAAUGCUUUGAAGAGCUUGCCCGGAAGAUUAUGGACGUUCCAAGUCUUCUGGAAGAAGGAUCUACUUCCGGGAAAAGAAAUAUUUUAAAGCAGAAGCCAGAAAACCAGACACCUGCUGGUGUUGGCAGCGGCGGUUGUUGCUCUUGAUAUGAUGCAACGUUGAGGAGGUGAAGAUGAGCCGAAGUAACACUGCUGACGGUACAUAUACCAUGUUCUCUUUGAGAUAUUAUGAACAGAUAUAUGUAAUUGCUGAUAUAUCUUCGCCACCUUUUACUCUUGUUAUUGUGGUUUGCCCCUAGUAACUUGUACCAUCACUCUGGAAAUACCAGCUCCCCUCUUAGCUUGUGUAAAUUGGUUUGCUUUUUCUGUCUUUUAUUGUUUCACCUAUAUUGUUGAAGGGCUACCCCUACCCUACCUUUGAUCGAUGUAACUCAUUCGAGAUAAUCAAUAUCUUGGAUUUUAGUGUGGCAGUGCAGUAAACACUGAUUUCAGGCAUUCAAAUUUUAUGUUAUGAUCAUAUACUCAUA
Tripterygium wilfordii is the source of this 1395-nucleotide messenger RNA. Its product is annotated as ras-related protein RABC2a. Bases 371 to 1015 code for a protein of 214 amino acids. The transcript has 6 exons. Gene Ontology annotation, molecular function: GTP binding; GTPase activity. The record is from RefSeq and is a predicted model, not a curated record. NCBI's taxonomy places the organism in Eukaryota, Viridiplantae, Streptophyta, Magnoliopsida, Celastrales, Celastraceae.